Molecule: messenger RNA, 6191 nt
Organism: Hermetia illucens (black soldier fly)
Lineage: Eukaryota; Metazoa; Arthropoda; Insecta; Diptera; Stratiomyidae
Gene: MRP
Product: multidrug resistance-associated protein 1
Exons: 17
Coding region: 481-5100 (1539 amino acids)
Biological process (GO): transmembrane transport
Cellular component (GO): membrane
Molecular function (GO): ATP hydrolysis activity; ATP binding; ABC-type transporter activity
Source: RefSeq, a predicted model, not a curated record
GCUUUGCUCGUAUGGAGAGUCAUUCCGUAUUGCAGAAUAGUAAAAUAUUGUAGGAGCCAAUUCCAGUGAUAAUCUACCGAAUGCUAACAAACCGGGUCUUCCUAGCUAACUCAGAUACAGUGAUUGAUCAGUUGCGCGGUGGAGCUUACUUGUAACGGUCGUUUUUCUGGAAUCAAGUAAGUGCAAAAAUUUAGAUUUUGGCUAGAGUCGAGAGUGGCUGGUGUCAAACACUUCUACUUUGUAAAAGUGGUGGUGAAAAUUAUUCCUAGGUGCUUCAAUACACUAUAAAUUGCUCGUACAGUGGAAUCAAAAAAGAUAGAAUUCAUAUGGUCGAUUUCCAACGUAUUCCCUGAAAGAAAAUGUGUUAAUAUUGUGCAAAGUAUAGUAUAAUCCAGUGCAAACUACGGCAAAAAGUAAAGGAUACAAUUUCGCAAUUAAAGGAAAAAUCAGUGACGUAAUUAAAGGUAAUCGUCAGUCGGCAUGGCCAAUCACUCGAUGGACGAGUUUUGUGGCUCCGAAUUUUGGAAUAUCAACAAAACAUGGUACACGGACAAUCCGGAUCUUUCACCAUGUUUCGAACAAACUGUUUUGGUUUGGGUUCCAUGCGUUUUUCUAUGGGUUUUUGCCCUUUUAGAUGUAUAUUAUAUACGCACCAGUUUAAAUCGAAAUAUACCAUGGAAUGUACUUAAUCUCAGUAAAUUAACUUUAACAUUGUUCCUGCUCGUUGUCGCCAUAACCGACCUAAUUUCCGCAUUAUCAUGGUCGGGCGACAGCCCCAUAAUGCCUGUGGACUAUUACACGCCACUCAUAAAAGCCGUCUCAUUUGCACUUGUAGCCGGUCUCACAUAUUAUAACGUGAAAUUUGGCGUGCGGACGUCCGGGUUGACAUUUUUGUUUUGGUUCCUAUUGACCUUGCUUAGUAUACCGAGAUGUAGGACAGAAGUGCGGCUUAAGAAUGCUCGAGUUGACAAUGGAAUAAGCGAUUCUUGGGCAGAUUAUAAGUUUGUAAGCUUCAUGAUUUCCUUCGCUGCUUCGUGUGCGCUGGUGAUACUCUGGUGCUUUGGAGACCAGAAGCCGAGGGAUAUGAAAUACGAAUCGACUGAGAAAGAGUGUCCCGAGUUGAGUGCCAGUUUUCUAUCGAAAAUCACUUAUAAAUGGUUCGACAGUUUAGCAUGGCGUGGUUUCCGAAAACCCCUCGAAGUCGAGGAUUUGUGGGAUCUAAAGCCAGAAGAUUCAUCGAAGGAAGUGAUGCCAGUUUUCGCGAAACAUUGGAAUCGUUCAGUACAGAAAAAUUCUAUAGAAGCACCCGUAGAAGACCAUAAAGCAAAAUUUUCAAAAAAUUCCGCGAGUGUUAAUUUUACAAAUCCAAAAUCAGUUAAAAGUCGUAAAAAUGCAUCCAUCAUGCCUCCCAUCGUUAAAUCAUUUGGUGGGGUGUUUCUUUUGGGUUCAUUUUUGAAAUUGAUCCAAGAUUGCCUCACGUUCGUUUCACCACAAAUCCUACGCUUGAUAAUUAACUACGUUGAAAGUAUAAAUACCGACCCAGAGCCCGAGUGGAGAGGAAUAUUUUAUGCUGUUCUCAUGUUUGUCGUGACAGCAAUACAAACAAUUGUUUUGGGACAAUAUUUUCAUCGCAUGUUCAUUGUUGGGCUACGGAUUCGUACAUCUCUCAUUAGUUCAAUUUAUCGAAAAGCAUUGAUUAUAUCAAACAGCGCUCGCAAGGAAUCGACUGUUGGUGAAAUUGUCAAUUUAAUGGCUGUCGAUGCCCAGCGGUUCAUGGACUUAACAACGUACUUAAACAUGAUAUGGUCCGCCCCACUUCAAAUUGGAUUGGCACUGUACUUCCUUUGGGAUAUUCUGGGACCAUCUGUUUUCGCUGGAUUGGCGGUCAUGAUUAUUUUAAUUCCUAUCAAUGGAUUUAUUGCAAACAAAAUCAAAGGAUUACAAAUUAAGCAGAUGAAAAAUAAAGAUGAACGAGUGAAACUCAUGAAUGAAGUACUUAGUGGUAUGAAGGUUUUGAAAUUAUACGCUUGGGAGCCCAGUUUUGAAAAGCAAGUUUUAAAUAUUCGUGAUAAAGAAAUCGACGUACUUAAACGAACAGCUUACUUAAACGCAGGAACAUCAUUCUUGUGGUCUUGUGCACCAUUUUUGGUAACGCUCGUUACAUUCACAACAUAUAUUUAUACUGGCGACGACCACUACUUGACACCAGAAAAAGCAUUCGUCAGUUUAGCAUUAUUCGAUAUUAUGAAAUAUCCUCUUGCAGUUUUACCGCUGCUGAUUGUUUACAUUGUCGAGACACAAGUCUCUGUGAAACGUAUCAAUAAAUUCAUGAACAGCGAAGAAUUGGAUCCAAAUAAUGUUUACCACGAACCAAACGAAGCUUACCCAAUGGAGAUCGAAAACGGUACUUUCUCAUGGGGUGACGAUGAAAUCUGCCUUCGUGAUAUCAACAUCAAAAUCGGAAAGAAUCAACUUGUUGCUCUGGUUGGAACUGUUGGUUCUGGAAAAAGUUCAGUAGUUUCUGCAUUCCUUGGCGAAAUGGACAAGAUAUCGGGUCGCGUGAAUACACAUGGAAGAAUGGCGUAUGUGCCACAACAGGCAUGGAUCCAAAACGCCACAUUACGUGAUAACAUUCUGUUCGGAAAACCAUACGACAAGAAGCGAUAUGAUCGCGUAAUCGAAGCUUGCGCGCUUAAGCCUGAUAUAGAUAUCCUGUCUGCUGGUGAUAACACUGAAAUUGGUGAAAAGGGUAUCAAUUUAUCUGGAGGACAGAAACAACGUGUUUCAUUAGCUCGCGCUGUUUAUAAUGACGCUGAUAUUUACUUAUUGGAUGAUCCACUGAGCGCUGUUGAUUCUCACGUUGGGAAGCACAUUUUUGAAGAAGUCAUUGGCCCGAAUGGAUUACUUGCAAGGAAAACAUGCAUUUUAGUAACACAUGGUAUCACGUACUUGCCAAGAGUAGAUAAUAUAUUUGUUAUGAAAGAUGGUCAAGUAAGUGAAUCGGGAACGUAUCAGGAGUUGCUUAACAAAAAGGGAUCGUUCGCCGAAUUUUUAAUUCAACAUUUGCAAGAAGUUAAUCCAGAAGAGGAAGAUCUUGAUGAAAUUAAGCAUCAAUUAGAAGAAACAUUGCCAAACUCUGAUCUUCUUGGUAAACUGGAACGUGCUAUAAGUCGCCAGAAAAGUUCAGAUAGUCACUCAGAUACAGCUUCUUUGUCUGAUUCGCGUAACAAUCUAGAAAGUGGUGAUCACGUAAUAAGAAAACGUCGCACUUCGGAAAGAUCAAAUUCGAUAAAAUCAGACACUCCGGAAAAAAAACCUGAUGCAAAGGACAACGCAAAAUUGAUUGAACAGGAAAAAUCCGAAACGGGUGGAGUGAAAUUCGCUGUAUAUAAACAUUACUUGAAAAGUAUUGGAUGGAAAAUUAGCAUAGCUACGGUGUUACUUAAUCUAACAUUCCAAGCAUUUUCGAUUGGAUCGAAUUUAUGGUUGAGUCAAUGGUCCGGUGAUAAGAAUGCGGCAAAUGACACAGCUGUACGGGAUAUGUACCUGGGAGUAUAUGGUGGAUUCGGCGUAGGGCAAGCUCUGUUUGUGUUUUUGACGGUUAUGUGUUUGUAUAUUGGAGCAUUUCAUGCGGCACGAAAAUUACAUAACAAGCUUUUAAGAAAUAUUAUGCGAGCACCGAUAACAACAUUUUUUGAUAUCACACCAAUUGGAAGAAUAUUGAAUCGAUUCAGCAAGGAUAUUGAUGAAAUCGAUGAAGAACUACCAGCAACUGUGCACGCUCUGACGUCCUGUUUGUUUACGGUAUUGGCAACGAUUGUCGUGAUUAGCAUAUCAACACCAAUAUUUAUCGCAGUCGUCGUUCCUAUCGCUAUAUUCUAUUACUUUGCUCAAAGAUUUUAUGUGGCUACAUCUCGACAGUUGAUGCGACUGGAGUCAGUUUCCAGGUCACCUAUUUAUUCACAUUUCGGUGAAACAGUAACGGGUACACCAUCUAUUCGAGCAUAUGGAGUGCAAGAAAGAUUUAUCGAUGAAUCUGAUGCAAAGGUUGAUGCCAAUCAAGUUUGCAAAUAUCCGAGCAUCAUUGCCAAUCGUUGGCUUGCUGUUCGUCUUGAAAUGGUCGGUAAUUGCAUCAUUCUCUUCGCAGCACUCUUCGCCGUUCUAGGUGGUCAAACCAAUCCUGGUUUAGUCGGAUUGUCUGUAUCUUAUGCAUUACAAGUGACCCAAACACUCAAUUGGCUCGUUCGUAUGACAUCCGAUAUUGAGACGAACAUUGUUGCGGUUGAACGUAUUAAAGAGUACAGUGAAACCAAACAGGAGGCAGCUUGGGAAUUGGAAAAUUCAAAGGUCGGUCCUAAUUGGCCAGAAAAUGGCACCGUCGAAUUCCGCGGUUUCAAAGUACGCUACAGGGAAGGAUUAGACUUAGUAUUGAAAGGAAUAACCUUCACUGUUACUGGUGGUGAAAAAGUUGGUAUUGUAGGACGAACGGGCGCAGGAAAGUCGAGCUUAACACUAUCCCUGUUCAGAAUUAUUGAAGCAGCUGAAGGUCAAAUCCUCAUUGAUGGUGUCGAUAUCUCUGCACUUGGUCUACAUGCUCUACGGUCUCGUUUGACAAUCAUUCCCCAGGAUCCAGUGUUAUUCUCAGGAUCAUUGCGUAUCAAUUUGGAUCCAUUCAAUACGUGUUCUGAUGAAGAAUUAUGGCGUGCCCUUGAACAUGCCCACUUGAAAUCUUUCGUCAAAGGAUUGACAGCAGGUCUGAAUCAUGAAAUCACCGAAGGUGGAGAGAAUCUUUCAGUUGGACAACGCCAGCUUGUGUGCUUGGCUCGAGCGUUAUUGCGAAAAACUCAAGUACUUAUAUUAGAUGAAGCAACUGCCGCUGUAGAUUUAGAAACCGAUGAUCUUAUUCAGAAAACCAUCCGAACCGAAUUCAAAGACUGUACGGUACUUACAAUAGCCCAUCGUUUGAAUACAAUCAUGGAUUCGGACAAAGUGCUGGUGUUGGACAAAGGUGAAAUUGCUGAGUUCGAUGCACCAACACUUCUUUUGCAGAACAAACGAUCAGCCUUCUACAGUAUGGCUAAAGAUGCAGGGUUGGCGUAAUUAUCUAAGUUUUUAAGUAAAUUCUUUUACUUAUAUUUCGUGAAAAUGUAUCUAUAAAUGUAGGAAUAACAAUUAUUUUUCCUUUUCUUUAUGGCCAGAUUCUGAAAGUUAAGUUUAUAUGUGUUCAAAACUUUUCUUUGUUUCAUCUUUUCUAUUUUUAGUUCUUUCUAUGAUUUUUUUUCUCUGUAAGUGUAGAUCAGUAUUGUUAAAUUUCGUUCUUUUCAUUCUGUUGUCUGGAGGAUAUAGCAAUGUCUUAUUUUAAGCAAAGUAGGAGUCACAAGUGUCGCUUUCAGCAAGCAGAAACGGAAUAACUUCCAUCAAAGUUGAUUUAGUUUUAUGAUCAUUGUCAAAAUGAUGAAUUAAAUAGAAUAAUUUGUUGCUGGUUAACUGUUGUAGAUCAAUCUUAUUUUAUAAAAUCUUUUUGUAUAAACAUAACAAGGAUACUUACCUGGAAAAAUACUUAAGUUGAUUUUUUCACUUUUUUGUUGAUAAUGCUCGCACUUAACACAUGAAUAUGUGAACCAGAAACGUGUGUACUUUACAAUAUAACUUAAUAUCAUUCUCAACUUCUGUGUUAGGUAACAUAAUUUCAAUUGUCUACAUUUCGAUGUAGAAAAUAAAAAAAUAAAUCGAAUCCUAAUUCUAAUGAAUCUGCCUUAUAUAUUAUACCGACCUCAGCAUAAUACGCAUUCAAACUUGAAGAGAUUCUAUUGUGUUGUAACAAUGAAAACCAUUUCACUGUCACUUCACACAUCGUCAACCUAAUGUAUGUAUCAUUAUCAAGUGUUGUAAAUUGUGAAAUGAGUAUAAUGUUGUAUGAUAUAUCGGUAUGUCCUUGAAGACAGAAAAUUAUUGCAAAAAUAAAUUAAAUUGAAAUUAGAAACUACAGUGCGCAAAAAAAGGAACAAAGCAAAUGCAGGGAUCGAAGAGAUUAGCACUUUAUACUCUCAGGAGUAUUUGUAUAUAAUUAGUCAGCAUUUUCGAAAUAAAACUAUAUUAUAAUGUAUAUUGAAAUGUAUUUUAUAAAUGUAAAACGGGAAUUCAAUUAAUUUUGCCUUUUAAAUGGAAUAAAAAUUUUGCAAUUGUUUUUA